This is a messenger RNA of Thamnophis sirtalis, 1723 nucleotides long. NCBI's taxonomy places the organism in Eukaryota, Metazoa, Chordata, Lepidosauria, Squamata, Natricidae. The record is from RefSeq and is a predicted model, not a curated record.
AAUUUCAGAAGGCCCUUCAGGAAUAUUCCAGUUGCCUUGCCCUGGUACCUUCCAGUAAUAUUGCCAUGAGAAGAGAUUUAAAAGAGAGUCAGGCCCGCUGUUUAGCUCAUCUGGGGAAACACGAGGAAGCCAUGAGAAUUGCAGAAAACCUGAAAAACGGGGCAACGAAUACCGACCAUGUAACAGCCGUACUUAAUCUGCAAUACACCAUUUAUCGUCUUCUGGAGGACAUUGAGAACGUAAUCGGGUGCUUGCAAAAAUUGAUCUCGCUGCACCCGUUUCAUCCGCAAACUUGGAAUUUGCUGGCUGAAACUUACCUGAAUUUGUUGCAAUUCCCGGUCCCCUUAUCUUCUGGAACCAAAGCCCACCUGUGGCAAAGCGAUGGCUUAAUUGCAGGCAGCUGCCUCCGGGUAUCAUCCCAAGAAGUCAGCAUUGUAUGUUAUCAGACACAGAGCCUGAGGAAGGAUGGUCUUUUGUCAUGUACCAUCCACACCAACGACAGCUUUGGGCCUUGUGUGGAAUUGUCAAGUGUGCAGAGACCUGUUUGUGCCCUGGAAAAUUCAGGGCCACGACCCACAAUGAAGAGAGCUCCCUUAGGGGAGAGAAGGUUGAAAGACACGUGUGUCUAUGCGUGUGCCUCCUUUGUUAGAGCCAGUCCAGGGCAGCAUCGUUUGACUGGGGACGAUCUAGCCGUGAUUGUGGGCGUCAUCUAUGAUUCGCGAGGAAACCGCUCUAGCAGCGAAGCCUCCGGAGCUUGUCGCUCACCGUCGCCGGGGAUGGCGCUUCUCCCUUUUGCCUUCGAGGAGUCGGUCUUCGAAGAUGAGGAGGGCGGCGGGGCGUCCAGGGCUGGCGGCCCCCUUGCUUCUCCUUACAGCGCCCGGUGCUGCGAGCCCGAGAUGAUCGUCCCGAUCCUUACAAAUCUGAACAAGCUGGGAUCCAAUGCUGUAAUUGAUCAUGAUAUUGAGAUCAAAGCAGGCUGUUCGGAGUGGUUUUGUGAACAGGUAGACUGCCAGGACGAUCUUGAAAGGAUCAACAUAAAAAAGUUCAGAGGAGAUCUGGCCUAUAAGAAACAAGAAUUUCAGGUUAUGGGAGAAGAUCUUGUCCCGGAAAAGCUGAAAGGAGAAGCUCAGGAAGAGGUGAAAUGCUUCUCUGCUACAGCCUUCCCAUCCAUCCUGACUGUAUCCACCGUGGAGUUUGAAAGAAAAUGGUUCCAGAAACUCCAAGGCUGCUUUCAUCACAUGGACUGUCCCACCUAACACCAUGUGGCUGCACUGAAGAGCUUCUUCGGUUUUUCGGUCCUGUUUAUCCCAUCUGUAUUUUAACAGAGCUGGAAGGGACCUUGGAGGUCUUCUAGUCCAACCCGCAGGAGACUCUGUGCCAUUUCAGACAAAGGGUUUAGCUUGCCAAGAGAACAUGGGAACAGGAACGGAGCCUUUCAUUGUAGCUCAUGCAGUUCACACUGGAGUAUUUUUACCAUUGGGAAGGAUGAGCCCCUGCAUUUGAAGAUCACCUUAACAUCUGUCCCAUAUACCUGUUUUCGCCAGCUGUGCUGCCAUCACUGUUUCUCCCCAUCUUGAGGCUCAGUAAUUGGAUCUUGUCUGUAUUUUAUUUAUGUCUUCGAGGUUUUGUAUAGUUUUGAUCUUUUUUCAGAUUGCAAGCUUCCCAAAGUUACCCUGUGGUAAGAUGGAUGGCCAACAGGUUUGCAAAUAAAUAAAUAAAGGUU